This is a messenger RNA of Oncorhynchus gorbuscha (pink salmon), 3746 nucleotides long. It is a transcript of the gene nuf2, whose product is annotated as UF2 component of NDC80 kinetochore complex. Lineage: Eukaryota; Metazoa; Chordata; Actinopteri; Salmoniformes; Salmonidae. Gene Ontology annotation, molecular function: protein-containing complex binding. Gene Ontology annotation, biological process: attachment of mitotic spindle microtubules to kinetochore; mitotic spindle organization; kinetochore organization. Gene Ontology annotation, cellular component: Ndc80 complex; kinetochore. The transcript has 14 exons. The record is from RefSeq and is a predicted model, not a curated record. The coding region runs from base 337 to 1701 and encodes 454 amino acids.
CGUUACAUUAAGUCGGCUCCCCAUACUAGGCCUUUGUGUUUAUACUGCAUGUAUCUGUUGGAAGGAGCCUUGUUAAACCGUCACGCCAUGUACAGUAAAAAAGAAAAGAGAACCGAAGAAAAGGGAUGAAACACAAUCCAUGGAGUGAGGAGAAAAUGAGAGGUGCUCUGAAAGAGUAGUCAGGACAUGUACCCAGACUCCGGGAGCUGGCAUACCUCUGGCUGUCUGCGCCUGUUUCCUCUUAAAUUGCUCCCCAGGUACCAGGGCUGCCGAGUUUGAGGGGCGCACAGUCAGCUGGGGGACACGGGGCUACUGCUAGGAGCCGGGACUGGAACAAUGACGGAGAACACUUUCCCCGUGUAUAAAGUGGACGCCAUCGUAACCUUUUUCCGCACUGAGGUCCUUACCGGGCAGGAGGCAAAACAUUUCACUAAGAACGACCUUGCCCCGAGCCCAAAGCCGGAUGCAGUACAGAGACUGUACAUGAGAAUACUGCAACUCCUGUACCGCUUCAAGCCUGAGUGUCAUUACAUGGUCCCAUUCUCUGAAAACAUCCAGCACCCCCAGCUCCAUGAGUGGCCCACUGCUGUCAUGAGUGUCUACCUGAGGAUGCGUCAGUUCCUGCGGAUGUGCUAUGUGUAUGACUUCUCACUGAACGACCUGCUGGCUCCCAAGGUGAAGAGGACGGUGACCAUCCUGAGUGGCAUCAUGAACUACCUUCACUUCAGGAAGCAGAGGCUUGAUAUGACUAUGGGACACCAGGAGAGAUUUAGAGAAGACAUGGACAAGCUUCAGGCUUACUCACGAGGAACUAAAGACGCUCAGAAGAAAAUGGACAAGCUGACUACCAUCCCUCCAGAGCAGCAGGCUGAAGCGAGGGAAUUGGACUCUGCUCUGUCUGACCUGCAGACCAACACCAUGCACCAAUACCAGGAAGUGAAUGCCAUCAAUGAGAAUAUUGCAGAGUGGAAAUCGGAGAUGGCAGAGAAGUCCCAAAAAUUGACCCAGUUGAAGGUUGAUGUGGCCACUCUAAAGGAGAACAUUGGUAAGCUAAAGUCUCAGAUCGUUGAGUCUCCUGAAGAGAUGAAGAUUCAGAUGGAGAAGAUGAAGGAAAACGUGAAGAACAUCAAGCUGGCCAUCGAGAUGGCAGACGAGCGUCUGGUAGGGCUGCAGAGUAAUGUCCAGGGUGUGACUCACAGCGAGGCUGACAUCCAGCUGAUAUUCAAACUACUGCAGGACCUCCAGAGCUCCAUGAACAAGACCCAACAGCACCAGGAAGAGGCCCAGGCUCUGGUGUGUGUGUAUGAGGCACAGCAGAAGGAACUGAAGAACCAUGGUGUGGAGGAGGGCCAGCUGAAGAGAUCUUUAGGGAUGAAGAUGGACAAGGAGUCCAAACAACAUAUACGAAGACAGAAGAAGAAGGAGAUUAAGGAUCAAUACAUUGAGGAUGUACUAGGUCAGUGUGACAAUGUUCACCAGAAGAGGGAGCAGAUAGCGGACCAGAUCCAGGAGAGAGACAGGGAUUCUCAACACCUCCGCAGUCAGAUGACCAACCUGAGGGACACCUGCAGUCAGGAGACUGAGAAAGCUCAGGACCUGUUUGAUCGUCUGCUGGCAGCUCUGGAUCACUUCCAUAAACGCAUACAGAACCACGUCGUCGAGGGCAACAACGACAUCGUCAAGAUGACUGCUAACUUCUAACCCAGUGUAGUUGACUUCUCUACAUCUGUCAUUAGUUUAGCUCAGCUCUGCUAACUUCUAACCCAGUGUAGUUGACUUCUCUACAUCUGUCAUUAGUUUAGCUCAGCUCUGCUAACUUCUAACCCAGUGUAGUUGACUUCUCUACAUCUGUCAUUAGUUUAGCUCAGCUCUGCUAACUUCUAACCCAGUGUAGUUGACUUCUCCACAUCUGUCAUUAGUUUAGCUCAGCUCUGCUAACUUCUAACCCAGUGUAGUUGACUUCUCCACAUCUGUCAUUAGCUUAGCUCUGCUAACUUCUAACCCAGUGUAGUUGACUUCUCUACAUCUGUCAUUAGUUUAGCUCUGCUAACUUCUAACCCAGUGUAGUUGACUCCUCUACAUCUGUCAUUAGUUUAGCUCUGCUAACUUCUAACCCAGUGUAGUUGACUUCUCCACAUCUGUCAUUAGUUUAGCUCAGCUCUGCUAACUUCUAACCCAGUGUAGUUGACUUCUCUACAUCUGUCAUUAGUUUAGCUCAGCUCUGCUAACUUCUAACCCAGUGUAGUUGACUUCUCUACAUCUGUCAUUAGUUUAGCUCAGCUCUGCUAACUUCUAACCCAGUGUAGUUGACUUCUCUACAUCUGUCAUUAGUUUAGCUCAGCUCUGCUAACUUCUAACCCAGUGUAGUUGACUUCUCCACAUCUGUCAUUAGCUUAGCUCUGCUAACUUCUAACCCAGUGUAGUUGACUUCUCCACAUCUGUCAUUAGUUUAGCUCUGCUAACUUCUAACCCAGUGUAGUUGACUUCUCUACAUCUGUCAUUAGUUUAGCUCAGCUCUGCUAACUUCUAACCCAGUGUAGUUGACUUCUCCACAUCUGUCAUUAGCUUAGCUCUGCUAACUUCUAACCCAGUGUAGUUGACUUCUCCACAUCUGUCAUUAGCUUAGCUCUGCUAACUUCUAACCCAGUGUAGUUGACUUCUCCACAUCUGUCAUUAGUUUAGCUCUGCUAACUUCUAACCCAGUGUAGUUGACUUCUCUACAUCUGUCAUUAGUUUAGCUCAGCUCUGCUAACUUCUAACCCAGUGUAGUUGACUUCUCUACAUCUGUCAUUAGUUUAGCUCAGCUCUGCUAACUUCUAACCCAGUGUAGUUGACUCCUCUACAUCUGUCAUUAGUUUAGCUCUGCUAACUUCUAACCCAGUGUAGUUGACUUCUCCACAUCUGUCAUUAGUUUAGCUCAGCUCUGCUAACUUCUAACCCAGUGUAGUUGACUUCUCUACAUCUGUCAUUAGUUUAGCUCAGCUCUGCUAACUUCUAACCCAGUGUAGUUGACUUCUCUACAUCUGUCAUUAGUUUAGCUCAGCUCUGCUAACUUCUAACCCAGUGUAGUUGACUUCUCCACAUCUGUCAUUAGUUUAGCUCAGCUCUGCUAACUUCUAACCCAGUGUAGUUGACUUCUCUACAUCUGUCAUUAGUUUAGCUCAGCUCUGCUAACUUCUAACCCAGUGUAGUUGACUUCUCUACAUCUGUCAUUAGUUUAGCUCAGCUCUGCUAACUUCUAACCCAGUGUAGUUGACUUCUCCACAUCUGUCAUUAGUUUAGCUCAGCUCUGCUAACUUCUAACCCAGUGUAGUUGACUUCUCCACAUCUGUCAUUAGUUUAGCUCAGCUCUGCUAACUUCUAACCCAGUGUAGUUGACUUCUCUACAUCUGUCAUUAGUUUAGCUCAGCUCUGCUAACUUCUAACCCAGUGUAGUUGACUUCUCUACAUCUGUCAUUAGUUUAGCUCAGCUCUGCUAACUUCUAACCCAGUGUAGUUGACUUCUCCACAUCUGUCAUUAGUUUAGCUCUGCUAACUUCUAACCCAGUGUAGUUGACUUCUCUACAUCUGUCAUUAGUUUAGCUCAGCUCUGCUAACUUCUAACCCAGUGUAGUUGACUUCUCCACAUCUGUCAUUAGUUUAGCUCUGCUAACUUCUAACCCAGUGUAGUUGACUCCUCUCCAUGUCUUAUUUUGAAAACAUACAAACAUGCAACUUUUAUUUGUGAAUAAAAAUAUCUAUUCUCA